AUGGAAUCGCCUAGGAUGAGCGCCGAGACGAAAGCCGCCGUCGUCACUGGCGUCACCAGCGAAGAAGCACGAUGGAAGCAUCUUGAUCAGAUCCGAAAGGUCGCUGGUCCCUUCACCGACCCGGAAGCCAUGACAGAGGAAUUUUUUUCGCAGUUAGAAAAGUUUAAGAUCCUAGGCGCUGGAGGCCUAGGCUGCGAGAUUCUCAAGAACUUGGCUAUGUCUAAGUUCAAGAACAUUCACGUCAUCGACAUGGAUACUAUCGACAUCUCCAAUCUCAACAGGCAGUUUCUCUUUCGAAAGUCGGACGUCGGCAAGUACAAGGCGGAGGUCGCGGCAAAGUUUGUCGAGAACAGGGUCCAGGGCGUUUCCAUCACAGCCUACAACUGCCCCAUACAAGACUUCGACCAGGACUUUUACAAGCAGUUUCAGAUCGUCAUCUGCGGGCUCGAUAGCAUCGAAGCUCGGAGGUGGAUGAACGCAAUGCUUGUGGCCAUCGCCGAGGAGUCGGACGACCCCGAUAGCAUCAUUCCUCUCAUCGACGGCGGCACCGAAGGAUUCAAAGGCCAUGCCCGUGUCAUUCUUCCGUCGGUCACUUCCUGCAUCGAGUGCCAGCUUGAAAUGCAUGCACCCCGAGCUGCCGUUCCCCUCUGCACCAUUGCUUCCAUCCCGAGGCAGCCUGAACAUUGCAUCGAGUGGGCCCACCUCAUCGCGUGGGAAGACGAGAAGCCAUUUCCCAGCCUCGACAAGGACGACCCCAAGCAUAUUUCUUGGCUCUAUCAGAAGGCCCUUGCUCGUGCCAACGAGUUCAACAUUGGCGGCGUCACCUACGCGCUCACCCAAGGAACCGUCAAGAACAUCAUUCCGGCCAUCGCGUCCACCAACGCCAUCAUCGCCGCCGCCUGCUGCAAUGAGGCCUUCAAGAUUGCCACCAACGCGGCGCCGUGCCUCGGCUUCGAGAGCAACUACAUGAUGUACUCUGGCAACGACAGUAUCUACACAUUCACAUUCAAACACGAGAAGAAGGAUGACUGUCCCGUCUGCGGCAGGCAAGCUCGCCCCUUGACUGUCGACGCCUCCCUCACGCUGCAGGACCUCCUGGAUUCCUUGGCCAUUCGGCCCGAGGCGCAGUUGAAGAAGCCGUCUAUACGGGCGGAGAACAAGACGCUCUACAUGCAGUUUCCGCCUGGACUGGAGGCGCAAACGAGACCGAACCUGGCCAAGACCAUUACAGAGCUCGGCCUUGAGGAUGGCCAACAGGUCGUCGUCACCGAUCCCGCAUUCCCCUUGGAGUUCAACUUCUUUCUAAAGUUCAAACCCGAGUCGUGA
Drechmeria coniospora is the source of this 1326-nucleotide messenger RNA. RefSeq names its product putative ubiquitin-activating enzyme. Gene Ontology annotation, biological process: protein neddylation. The coding region runs from base 1 to 1326 and encodes 441 amino acids. The transcript is spliced from 4 exons. Gene Ontology annotation, molecular function: NEDD8 activating enzyme activity. NCBI's taxonomy places the organism in Eukaryota, Fungi, Ascomycota, Sordariomycetes, Hypocreales, Ophiocordycipitaceae. The record is from RefSeq and is a predicted model, not a curated record. Gene Ontology annotation, cellular component: nucleus; cytoplasm.